Messenger RNA from Moneuplotes crassus, 1833 nucleotides. The record is from the annotation of a GenBank genome assembly. NCBI's taxonomy places the organism in Eukaryota, Ciliophora, Spirotrichea, Euplotida, Euplotidae.
AUGAAAACUGUAGACAACUUUUAUCUAGCAAAGGAGAUUGGAAGUGGCCAAUAUGGAACCGUAUACCUUUGUGAAAUCUGUAAAGAAGAAAAUAUCAAAUCUGAUACUCUAAAAAGAAUUAGAAAAGGACGUAGAAUCACUUGUAAGAUGAUAAAGCAUAAAGCCAUGAGAAUGGGAACGAGAUUGAAGAAAUACCUCAUUCAGGAGAUUAAAAUCAUGAUGAAUACGAACCAUCCCAACAUUAUAAGAUUCUUAGAAGCCAAGGAGACUAAGAAUAACACCUACAUUUUCAUGGAGUUCUGCAAUGGUAGAGAUCUCAGUACUCUUCUUGAAUUAAAAGGAGGCAAAUUGGGUGAGAAUUUAGUCAGAAAGAUCAUAAAGCAAGUCGCUUCUGGACUACAAUAUCUUAAUGGAAAAGGAAUCAUGCAUAGGGAUCUCAAACUUGAUAACAUCCUCGUUCACUUCCCUGAGUACGGAGGCAAAGGAUCUGUCAGUGACGCCUAUAUUAAGGAAUUCGACCAUGAAAAGGAAGACAUUGAAAUAGUUAUUGGGGAUUUAGGCUUUGCGAAAUCUGUGCAAGGAGAUGAGCUUUCUACUUCUUAUGUUGGUACUGCUCUCUACAUGGCUCCGGAGAUUAUGAAUGGAGAAGAAUAUACUUCUCAGGUAGACAUAUGGUCUCUUGGGAUUAUUAUAUAUCAGCUCCUUGUCGGCUUUGUUCCGUUUACAGGUGGGGAUCAUUCUGAGUUGGCUGAUAAAGUAAAUAAAGGUGAUUAUGGAGUUCCCAAAAAUGUCGAGUUGUCACUUGAUUGUGUUGACCUUUUGAAUAAGUGUCUUCAGUAUCAGCCAAAAAAGAGGAUUUCUCAUGCUGAUCUUAUUGGUCAUCCAUUCUUCCAACAAAGUGAUACUUGUAAGAAGAUAAAACCCUCAGCGGAUAAAGAUCCAGAAAAAAAUUUCUUAUUUGUUGGACCUACAGAUAGUUUAGCAGUAUCAGAUAAGAACUCAAUAAUGUUCAAUGCCAAAGAGGGACUUUACUAUUGUUAAAAAUUACUUAAAAUAUUCAAACUCCUCUACAAAUUUCUAAAAAAUGAACCAAUCUCGUAAUGGAGGAGAAGCUCUCUAAGUAAUAAUCGCUUUGAGAAUCUUAAUUUAUUAUUUCUAAGAACAAACAUCAAUAUUUAAAAAAUGUCAGCAACUUCAAUGGAGAGUUGGAGUAAGUAUUUCCAUGUUUCCAACACCUAAAUAUUCAAACUAUCUCCAAUGAUUUCAAGGCAGGUAGUCAUUCAUUAGAGAGCAUCUAAAUUAUUACCUCAAGUGUAUUCUCACCCUCAGAAUUCUUCUUAAGCUUUCUACUGCAAUAGAAGGCGGGCUUCCAAAGAAAGCGUCUUAUUCAACCAUUAUUAUUCAAAGAUCAUGAUUAAUUUUAAGAAGAAACAAGAGGAAGGAAAGACUGUGAUCCAAAAGCAUAAAAAUCCUCAAGAUGCCUCUCAGAGCACUCUCAGAAAAGCAGGAAAACACGAUUAUAAAGUUGGAGUUCAUGGUGGUUUUGAUGGAGAAAAAUUUACUGAAAAUCACAACUCCAAAAAUACGGUACAAACUUCGAGAGAAGAUAAAGACUUCGAUCAGGUAGAUAUUUAAGAAAGCAAGCCAUCUUAGAAAGAUCAUAUCUGCUUUUACUAAUAAGAAGGGUAGAUCGAGUAAAAUGGGCCUUAAAUAUUUUGAAAAGAAUAAAAAUGAUGCUUCUCAGAAAAUUAAAUCAAGUCCAGGAUAUGAGCACGACUCAGAGAAAAACAUUGAGGAGGUGGACAGGAAGAAUAAACAGGAAGUUUAAUCAUU